AUGAUAUUGUUACUCUUGGCUUGUCUGACUCAAACGUACGGCAACAAAACAUUUUUCUUCAAAACACACCACAAUGAAAUUACUUCUAUGAGGUAUGUUCUUUAUCUCUCUGAUUUAAAUGAAACUGCAUUCAGACUAUCUACAACACUCGGAGAUAAAUUGAACCGAACGACAGACAUUAUAAAGAGUGAAACAGAUACAUUACGAGCAGAGACGUAUUGUAUACGAGAAGUAGUUAUGGUUCUCUCCCAACGAAACCUAUCACUUGUCGAGGCCCAAAUGGGAAUUAUAUACAAAACGAUAAACAACUUUGCGGAUGAAAAUAGUCCUCUUGCGUUUCAAAAGAAAGACUAUGCUGAGGUGAAGGACACUGAAUAUAUUUUGGUGUGUAAAAAUGGACUUCUUACCAUUUAUAGUGGAAGUUCCUUUGGGAAGAAGACACAAGUAAAUGAUACUGCGUGUGGGGAAUACAUAGCAGCUGGUGAUUUAACAGUUGCUAUCAAGACCAUGACUCUACUAAACAUUAUUAAUAUCGACAAAGACGGCCAAGCCAAAAUUACAAAGAGUAUAUCUUUGAAGAAAUACUCUAACACUUCUCUAACGCUUGAAUACGAUCCACUUUGUGGGAACAUACACAACACGUUUUAUGUAGCAGUGAGCGACAGAGACCAAAUCAUUGUAUUUGAUUACGCUGAUGACUAUACUCAGGAGAACUACUUGAUUGUCCCAUUUUACUAUUCUAAUAGCCAACCAAAUCCACAGUAUUCAAAUAACAUGGCUACCUAUGGUUCUCUAUUUGUUGUUGGUGCGUACAGAUAUGACAAUAACAGAGGACGAAUUUUAAUCUACUUUGAUCACAAAUUAACAGAUCUUACUCCGCGGUUUGAACUUUUGGAGGUGAAAGAAGGGAGAGAAAGUGGGAUGGAAAUGGGGUAUUCUGUUUCUGUGAAUGAACGGCGAGUGUAUGUAGGGGGGUACGGCACUACGUGGGAAGACAUGAUAUUUGAUUCGCAAGCCAUAGUGAACAAUUGUAAUGAACGGGAGUGUAAUUGCGGAAUUGGGUACAAUUAUGAUGAAGAACAGUUGGUGUGUAAAAAAGACUUGAAAAAGAUGAAUUUGGGUAUUGGUCUUGGCGUUGUAGUUGGAGUCUUAUUGCUGAUCUUAGUCAUUUCCAUCAUAGUUGCGAUCAUUGUAUGGAAAUACAAAAUGAGGAAAACGGAAGACAAAGCGAAGACGUACAAAUUAAAUGGGACUGAAAUGGAGUUCAUGUACAAUGAAAACUUUCCAUUCAAAUUUAGUGUUGAGGAACUUAAAUUUGGGAGUGAGAAAGGGCCUGUCCCUGUCGGUAAAAAGCUGUGUGACAAAAUUGUCAUAUCCAAUCGCUCGAAAAAGAAAUUGAAGUAUCGCGUUGAACCGCCCGAGACUUAUCGAUUUAGAUGUGUUGUUAAACAUGGUGUUGGUGUCCUCGAUAGGGGGUAUGGUGUAUCGAUAGAAGUUGAGAUUGUAAUGAAUUGUACAUGUCACACUGAAGAGUAUCUGACAGUAGUAUCGUGUGGCCAAGGAAAUACAGAAGAUGAAGAGAUCUAUGCGCGCAUACCUAUUAAAUUAGAGAGUGUAGUGUCUCCUUAUAUUGAUUAUGUUGAAGUGAAGUCCGAGACUUUAGUUGGUGAGGGUGGGUUUGGUGGCGUGUUUAAAGGCAAUUACAGAGGGCAAGUUGUAGCUAUCAAAGAGAGUCGAAAUGUGUUAACGCCGGACGAGCGGAUUCAAUAUGAACAAGAGGUGAGCACAUAUUCAUCGAUUCGGAAUGAGUACAUUGUGCAAUUUAUUGGAAGUAGUGAUGUACCUGGUCACACGUUAAUGGUUAUGGAAUUUGCCCCAUUUGGGAGUGUUAAAAGUGCAUAUCUGAAGCCGGAAUUUACUGAACUGUUAGGGAUGAAGUGUUUGAGUGAUUGUGCGAAAGGGAUGCGAUUUUUGCACGCGAACGGGAUUUUACAUCGCGAUUUGAAGCCGGACAAUUUACUUCUCUUCUCGUUCAGUCCAAAGGUCCAAUUUGCAGCGAAGAUCUCUGAUUUUGGGACUUCACAAAGUGUAGUGAGCAUUAAGGAAAAUUCAAAACAAAACACACAAAGUUCACAAGGGUCACAAGCUGUUGGCACUCCAAUGUAUAUGGCACCAGAAAUGAUAUCAAAUUUGGACUAUGGCACCCCUAUUGAUGUGUUCUCGUUUGCAAUCACCGCACUUGAAAUCUUGUCGAAGAAAGUCCCAUAUUCAGACAGCUCCUUGUUCCAACAUAAUUGGGAUAUCGCAGACUUUGUUACUACAGGGAAGAGAUUACUUCUACCAGACACAUUUAACUCGACUAUUAAACAAUUGAUCACAAAAUGCUGGGACAUGAACCCAAUGAAACGCCCACAAUUCAAAGAGAUCGAUGAGGUCAUCGAAAUCAUUUUUCAAGACUUCUUGAGAAAGGAGUAA
This is a messenger RNA of Entamoeba invadens IP1, 2475 nucleotides long. Its product is annotated as serine-threonine protein kinase, putative. The record is from RefSeq and is a predicted model, not a curated record. Gene Ontology annotation, molecular function: ATP binding; protein kinase activity. The transcript has 3 exons. Gene Ontology annotation, biological process: protein phosphorylation. The coding region runs from base 1 to 2475 and encodes 824 amino acids. Lineage: Eukaryota; Evosea; Mastigamoebida; Endamoebidae.